This is a messenger RNA of Boleophthalmus pectinirostris (great blue-spotted mudskipper), 3895 nucleotides long. RefSeq names its product proline rich 33 (gene prr33). NCBI's taxonomy places the organism in Eukaryota, Metazoa, Chordata, Actinopteri, Gobiiformes, Gobiidae. Bases 135 to 2996 code for a protein of 953 amino acids. The transcript has 3 exons. The record is from RefSeq and is a predicted model, not a curated record.
UUCUAACACUUUGGGCUGGGACAAGCAGGCAGCAGCCGGCCGGCCACCCCCUACGCACAAAACGCACAGGGGUACCUGCCUGGGCUGCUUCAAACAUCUGUAACACAAGUUUUUACCUGGGUGCAGACGCGCUCAUGGCUCUCGCUUACACCUCCGUCACCCCUCUGGGCCUGUUUGCCCAUCCGUACCCUCCUCCUCUGCUGCCCAAGCCUGGCAAAGACAAUGUCCGGCUGCAGAAGCUCCUUAAGCGCACUGCCAAGAAGAAAGCCGCAGCGCAGGCCUCGCAAUCCGCUGCUCCCUUCCGUUCAAGCCUCUCUCCUGUGAAUGAAGCUAGCCCUGAUUUGGAACAUAGCGACCACUCCUCCACACCGCCCAGAACCCCAGAGACCCCUUACAGUUUCUACAGCCACCAACCGCCAAGAUUCUCAGUAAAACCAGUCAAGCCGUACCAACAUGUGGCAUCGCCCUAUCCCCAGCGCGCAGCAUAUGGUCGUGGGUUGUCCCCCCAAACUGUGGCGCCACCUAUGUACACUCAACCAGUUGGCACUUCUCCUUCAUACCCCAGUGUCCCUCCUGCUACACAGCCCGCCCCACAGCCACCAGUGCCCAAAAUAACACUACCCUCUUCCUCUGCACUGGAACCAGCAGCUGUGGAUGUGCGAAAACCAGCCUUCAUCACACUUCCUGCAACACCAAGGGCACCAAGUCCUGGCUUUUAUCCAACCGGCCUGGCAGAGACGCGGCCUCUCACUGUGCUUACCCCCAUUGUCAAGUCGAAAAGCCCUCGUCCGACUUUCAAAGCAAAUGAACAGUCAAAAUCGCCUAAGCCAUUGUUCGACGUCCCUCAAAUUAGGAAUUACACAGCAAGUACAUCCUACUAUGAGACAUCCAGGACCCCGCCUGUGUAUGAUACGACUGGGCUAACAUCUAUUGGAGGGACUGUGACGCAAUCUGUAACUGAAACCAAAAUAGAUACAACACCAUCGUCAGAGAUAAGAGCGAGGGGUACGCCAACAGCUAACUUGAGUUCCGACCAACAAAGAAGGACCCCUAAUAUGACAGGAGUGGUUUCAACUACUCAAGAAUCCCAAGUUCAGACUCCAGCUACUGAGGUGAAACGGGCAACACCAACAGCAGAUGUAAAGCGAGCCACUCCUACCUCUGAACCAAAACGCACCACUCCCACCACUGAAGUUACUGUGAAAACAACAACAUAUGAAUACCAAUCAUCACGUCUAUCACUGGCACGUCCCAGAACACCAUCUUACCGUCCGACCACUCCAGUUUUUGAAGUCUCAAGACCCAAUCCCCUACUUUUUGCGGUGUCGCCCAUUACAAUAGAACAAGAAAGAUCCAGAACACCUAAAUCGACUAUAAGCGAUAUCUCAGUGAAGUCUUCUGAAGUGAUACCGAAUGGGGACAUACAUCAAACCGAGCUACCAGAAGAAAAAACAGCUGAAGAUGGUACUGUACAGUCAAAAUCGGAGUCAGAUAUUUCUAGAGUGAAACCUACUACUCCAGUUGCUGACUUGCUUUCAACUGAGCCAUUGCCGACUUUACCCUCUCAAAGCAUUCAACGACCUAAGACUCCAACAUAUGAAGCGUCCCGCCUCUUGAGUUCUGCCCCGGGAUUCAAAAGACCAAAAACACCAACGUAUGGGACCUCUGUGACUGGGGCCUCUCCUGCAGGCUUUCAGAGACCCAAGACUCCAACACAGGUAGCUCAGAAAUCUCAGAAGUCUUCUUAUCGUGGACUGACGCCUGCUGAGUAUGCAGCCUAUGGAGGUAUCAAAACCUUCUCUCCAGCGUUUGGUAUCACAACAUCUUUGACAACUCAAGAAGAAACUAAAGUACAGGAAAAAGUAGAAACUACAAUGACUACUGAAAACUUUUCUGUAAAAGAGGAGGCAAUUGCUGAGGUGCCAAAACCAACUGAAACUAUAAAAGAGCUAGAUAAACCUAAGAUGAGUCCAUCUGUACCUACAAUUGUGGUAACUCAAGCAUCUGAGACAAUUGCAACCACAACUAUGCAGGAGAAAGUGUCUAGUCAAGUUGUAGAAAAGACAUCUGUUAUUAAAGAAACAAAAGUUGUGCCUCAAAAAGAACAGGAGAAACCUACUGAAAAAGUUGUAAAACCUGUUCAAGAAGUUACUAAAGUAAGUCCUGAAGUCAAGCCGGCUAAAAAGGAUGACCAAGCUGGACUAAAUGCAGUUAGAAAAUUGUUCGGAAAAGCUCCGUCAGCAGAGAAAAAAGCUGUUGCAGAAACAGCUAAAGAGGAUACAAAACCUCAAGUUAAAAGUGAAACUACAUCUGAAGAGACAAAGCCAACCGCUGUGCCUUUUAAAGCGGCCGCAGCAGAAUCAAAAAUAAGUGAGAAGAAAGAAGAAUCUACACCAGCUGCUCAACCAGAGAAAAAAGAAGAGGAUGGGGCUUUACAAGCUGAGCCUCUUCUUAAAGCUAUGCAAAAGCCGAAAGGCCUGAAAUCCAAAAUGAGCGGUUGGUCAAGACUAAAGAAGCACAUGGUUGUAGAGCAGGAGGAGCCCAAGUUUCCAGAAAUGGGUAUCCAAAAAGAGUCCACUGUUUUGGACAAAACUAGUGAGCCCGAAGCAGUUGAGGAGAAAGCUAAGGAUAAACCGGCAAGCGAGAGCCAAGCUGUAGACAGGGACAGCCCCAAAGCCACUAAGAUGUGGGAUGCCGUCCUCUUCCAGAUGUUUUCCACCAAGGAGAACAUCAUGGCGCAGAUCGAGAUGAACAAAAGCGAAGAGGAGAAAAAGCAGGAGAAAAAGGACGAGCCGGUCGAGAUCCCUUCGUUCGCACACCGGCUGCCCGUGCUACUUUUUAGCCCACGGUUUGAUGCUAAAAAGCUCAGGGAGGCGGCGUCCAGGCCAGUGACGAAAAUUUCCACUGUGUUUGAAAUGGGGUUGAUCGGUCGAAAAGGAAAAGACGAGGAACCAAAAGACUUUAACCGAACAGCAAGGGGAUUCGCUGCUUCUUAAGCUAAAUGUUUAAAGUGUAAAGGAAAUGCUAUUUAUGUAACGCUUCAGAAAAUACAGUUAUUGUUGUUGUACAGGUCCACCGUCUUAGUCUAUGUGAGUGUUGUUGUCGGCCUUCAUUUUUACCUGCAUUGUGUGAUUGGUUGUGUGGUAGAUUUUUCAUGUUUGUAGACAGAGUUGUAUGUGUCCUACAGUCAUUCAGACAUCACAUUGGAUUAAACAGUUUUGUUUAAAAUAUACUCAGAGCUUCUCAUUUGUUCCUUGUUUUUAACCAUUUCAUUCAUUUUUAUGUUUUUUCAUUGAGGCACUUGUCAUUGUGUGGGGAGAAAGUGGCAAUAUAUUGGAAGCAUCAAAAUAAGUAAGUGCAAAAGUUUAAGCAAAAGGGCCAAACAGUAACUUCAUAACACAUUACACAUAGCAAUUAUUUAAUUAACAAACUUUUUACUUUAUUUUGGGUUGGUUAUUUGUUCUGUUUCACACACAUUCACACACUCACACACACACACACACACACACACAACUAUCUCACUCAUUUAUUUUAAUUCUUCAUAAUGGUGCUAUUUGCCUCUUGGUGAGACACACAGGGUACAACUCUCAAGAUUCAUUCAUUAUAAUUGCUUAAUGUUGUACUGAUCUGUAUGCAUAGACAAGAUCAGAAGAAGAACAGAUUUAAUGGUGCAAUAUUUUUGUAUUCAUACUGUCAAUAUAUGAACAGUAAGGUUUAGAGAAGACUUUCUUUGACUUGAUGCUUGUUAAGAAUGUUAUUAGAAAUGGUGGGGGAAGUAGGUAGGCACAAAGAAGUAUUUUUUAGUUUGUGCAAAAUGUCAUCAUCAGACCAUUUUUGUGUUGCUAUUUGUCUGUCUCUGGAAGAGUAACUGUUUCAAAAUAAAAAGUAAAAAGUU